AUGAAACGCAUCAAUGGAUCAUCGUUGCAUCCAAGUAUCGAAUCUUUUCAAUACCAUAUUUCAUUGACAUCAACACCAAAACGUUUCAAUAAAUCGAACUAUUCACAACCGUUGUCAUCCACUUUGUCGACAUCAAAUAAUUCUCUGAAAAAAUUGGAUUUAUCCAUAUCAGCCAUAACAUUAAUUAAUAAACCAACAUUAAAUUGUAAAAAACCACGUCAACCUCAUCAUCGUAGAAAGAGACGAGGGCCCAUACAUUCGUCUACAGUUAUCAAAUACAUUGACCUUAACGAUUUACUAUACUCAACACGCGCUGUAAGAAAACAACGAGAAAGUACGCAACAUCAAUUUACGAAAAAUGAAAUGAAAAUAUACGUUGUAUAA
Rotaria socialis is the source of this 384-nucleotide messenger RNA. NCBI's taxonomy places the organism in Eukaryota, Metazoa, Rotifera, Eurotatoria, Philodinida, Philodinidae. The record is from the annotation of a GenBank genome assembly.